AUGGUCGAAGAACAUAAAACUUCAGACAGAGAAAUCUCUUCCUCUCUUAACCACGAGGAACUUGUACAGAUGCUUGCUGGCUUACAAGCCGGCAUUGAAGCAAGAGAUAUUAUUAUCGCUUCUUUACAGUGUGAACAAAAUUUUCUUCUUGUCGAUGAUGCUAAGAGACAUCGAUAUUUUAUUGACAAGACGUUCGAUAUUGAUUUGGAUGACCCUGUUCUUGCUCUGCAGAGAGAUUCUAACUUAAUACACGGACACAAUAUCCCAUCCAAUCGAAAUACCCCUCAGGAUUUCCAUGGCGGCAAAGCUAUUAAUCUGGAUAUGUUAAUUGAAAAUCAGCGGCGUUCAUACGCAUUUUAUCGUGAACAGUUGCAAGCCGCUGACAAGAGAUAUGCUGGACUUUGUGCUUCUUUUGAAGAGGAAAGAAAAAGGCUUGAACGAGAUGCCGCUCAGGGAGAUGAUGUUGUGGCUAUGCUUGAAAAAGAGCGGGAAAAAUUGCAGGCUGAGUUGGAAAAUGAACGGAAUCAAAAUAAAUGUCUUCAAAAGGAAUUAAAAAAGGCUCUUGAUAGCUAUGCCCAUCAGAAUGCCCUCUGCCAGAGACAGCGAUUAGUUGCCGCCCAAUUAAUUAGCGAAAAACAUCGUCUCCAAAAAGAACUCUCCUCAAAAUGCUCACAAAUUGAACAGUUGGAAUUUAAAUUGGGAUCUAUGACUUCUCCUACAACUCUUACAUCCGAUCGACCUACCUCUGUCAGCCUUCAAGGUCUCUCUCAUUUGCACGCCAAUCGUGUCAUCCAUCGAGACAUCAAGGGCCAAAAUGUCCUCCUCACCGACAAUGCGGAUGUCAAGUUGGUGGACUUUGGUGUUAGCGCCCAACUGGACCGAACCAUUGGCAAACGCAACACUUUCAUUGGGACCCCUUAUUGGUAG
Molecule: messenger RNA, 927 nt
Organism: Rodentolepis nana
Lineage: Eukaryota; Metazoa; Platyhelminthes; Cestoda; Cyclophyllidea; Hymenolepididae
Source: the annotation of a GenBank genome assembly